This is a messenger RNA of Aureococcus anophagefferens, 798 nucleotides long. RefSeq lists its product as hypothetical. The transcript has 2 exons. The record is from RefSeq and is a predicted model, not a curated record. The coding region runs from base 1 to 798 and encodes 265 amino acids. NCBI's taxonomy places the organism in Eukaryota, Pelagophyceae, Pelagomonadales, Pelagomonadaceae.
AUGAGCGAGGAGGCGUUCCCGCCGGCGUCGGGCGGCCCGGAGCCCGGCCGCCAAUCCGCGGCCGACGGGCGCUUCUUCGCUCCGAAGACGCGGCGGCGCGACACGGUCUACGCGUCGCACGUCGAGGUGGAGAACAGCGUCGAGGCCUUCUGGCGGCUCUGCGCGCUCCACCCGCGCCUCAUCGACGAGGCCGAGGCGGCCCACGAGGAGUCGCUGACGGCCGAGGAGCGGGACGCGCGCGCGAUGCGGCGGCGCAAACGCAUCCGGGCCAAGGCCGAGGCCGCGAUGGCCGAGUUCGAGCGGCUGCCGGAGAUCGAACGCUACGACCCCCAGAAGCAGGGCGACCUGGACAUGUACAGCGAGGAGAACCUGGCCAUCCGCGAGCGGCUCCGCGACGACCGCCGCGUGUGCCGCAUGCUCGAGCGGUGGUGGUCCGGGUCCUCCGCGCACGACGACCGCGACAAGAACGAGGCGCUGGACCACGACGAGUACGAGCGCUUCUACGCGCGCCUCGUCCACCUCGUGGACCCCGACGACGAGAUGACGGAGCUCGAGAUCGCGGAGGCCAUGGAGGACGACUUCAAGUCCGACUCGGAAGGCCACGCGCAGGUCACCAAGGACGAGUUCGUCGCGUCCGUCUUCGAGCUCGCGGACAACUGGACCAACUCGACGGACGCCGACGAGUACGUCGAGUUCCUCAAGCUCGGCUACGACCGCGUCUACCGGGGCGGGAAAAGAGAGCGACAUUCCCAACUUCAAAGGCUCCUAUCUCGGCCGGUUUCCACUCGUUUCGGCUGA